AUGAAAGAUAACAAAACAACAACAUUAAGAGAUGUUUUAAAAUCUCUUCCUAAAUUUUUACUUUUAGUGAUACUUUCUCUGGAAGAAUUAACUACCUCAGUCAACUUAUUAAGCAAUUUUCUUAAGUCAGCAAUGGCAGGUUUAAUAAGUAAUUCAGAUGAUUCUUUUUCACCAAAAGUAUCAAUCUUAGAUUCACUACAAUAG
Hepatospora eriocheir is the source of this 204-nucleotide messenger RNA. NCBI's taxonomy places the organism in Eukaryota, Fungi, Microsporidia, Hepatosporidae. The record is from the annotation of a GenBank genome assembly.